UUAUUUGGCGCGAUUUGGACGAUGGUCUGCCAAUGUUCGAAUGGUUUAUGUACUGAAUUGGCAUUUAUAGGACAGAGUUGUUUCAGAGUUUGUUCGUUUAAGUUGUUACUGCGUCUUUUUCUUCCACUUUGCUCGAUGUGCAUUGCAACAUCCAGCAUUGUUUUACCUAACUGGGCCAAGGGCGAAACAGACCAAGUAGCGGUUGGUUUGUUCAAAUGUUGCAAUUUUACCGAUGAAAAUCAAACUGACUGUUCACCACUGUCUGACUGUGUUCCAUCAGAUUCAAAAUUCAUUCCGCUAAGUAAGGCAGCUGCCGGUCUACAGAUCACAUACGUCCUUUUACACGUUGUAACUAUCGUACUGGCAACAAUAAGCCAAAACAAAAAAGAAUUGGAUAAACGAUUUAAAUGGCAAUUGGGCAAUGCAGUAAUUGUUUUCCUUGCAGCAGCCAUUUGCUACAUCAGCAUCGUCGUAUAUUUAUCCGGUGUCAUCCAAACCGACAUCUUAAUAGGAUAUCCAACCAACUUGUCAAUCCAUCUGACGCUGUCAUCAUGUGCUGUCUACCUCUCGUAUGCUGCCGUCUGCUUUAAAAAACUCAAGUUUCUUAUAUGCGUACCCAUUUUGACUGGUUAUAUGUAUUUUGUGGUAUCUUUUUUCCCGGAUUUUAUUGUGUAUUUUACGAUAAUAAUAGUUGUAUUAGCCGCAUUUGUAUGUUUUACGGACAGGAAAGUUAACAACAGGAACAGGAAUAGUUCAGACGACCCUACAUGCUUCAAACGUAGCUUGCAUGAACUUUAAGAUGAAGAAAUUAUAAUGACAAUCGACCCACUCUCUGUUCACGGCAUGCUAUAACUCCAAAUAUCUGUUUAUAAAACUAUAUUACCUUUUGAGCCAUUUUCAUUUGCAAAAUUGCCAUAUAUUCUCAAGUUAAACCCCAUAUACAAAAUAGGUUACACUGAUCUUUCAUAUUUUUGGUUAUAAAUAUGCAUUGCAUGUUAGUAAGAACAUGUACUCCCAAUUGAACGUGCGUAACCCCAUGAGUGAACAGAUUCGAUUUAUAAAUAUAUAUCGCCGCAAUAUACAGUAAAUAAAUGUAAUUUUGGUUUCAGAUUUUUGUCAAUGCUUACAU
Mya arenaria is the source of this 1129-nucleotide messenger RNA. RefSeq lists its product as uncharacterized. The transcript is spliced from 4 exons. Bases 22 to 798 code for a protein of 258 amino acids. NCBI's taxonomy places the organism in Eukaryota, Metazoa, Mollusca, Bivalvia, Myida, Myidae. The record is from RefSeq and is a predicted model, not a curated record.